AUGCUCAGUCUAUGCGAAAAGCGAGCUUUCCUAACUUCGCGGCGCUUACAGCACCCAAACCUCAACUAUUUCCUCUGCCUUGCCAGCUUCAUUAUCUGUCUAUCAGCAGCCGAAAUCAACGAAUUCAUCCUCUCCAAGAAACUAUCGCCGUGGGCUGAGCUGCUUGAGCUGCUGUACCUGUUGUUCCCGGUCGUAGCACACUGGCUCAGUGCUCGGCCCACGAGCACUCAAGAGGAGGAAGCAUCUCGUACAAAGUUGGACCAGGAUGGGCGCCUGAAUGAGAAAGCUGAAGACCUCGAAGCAUGUGGGAACGGUACUAUCAAGGAAGGGAAGCAAGAUGCUGGACACGACAGUCUCAUCGACAACACCCGAAGCAUAUACCGCGCUACCGACCGCCUCAUGCCAUGUAUCGCCGCACUCCUCUUGCCUACCAUCUGCUUCGCCUUCACUGGCUUCGUCAUCACCAUGGAUCCGGAUCCGAAAUUGAAGGAUAUGCAUCGGUUCUUCGUCAUUGGUGUUCCGCUCCUGGCCAUAGCCUCUGUCGUCAUGCAUGCCGGUUGCGCCGUCUUCAAACAUGGAAUGCGAGAAGUCACUGCUCAGGUACACAAGCAUGGAGGAUGGGCAUGUGUUCUUCUCCAAUUAGCGUUCAUAUCGUUUACCCUGGCUUUCUUUGAAUGCAUACCAAUCUACGCGGGCGAGCUAAUUGAGGUCAAACGCAAUGCGUUCGAAUCAAUCGCUGAAGGAAGUGGAUGGCAGGCACUGGUGUUCAAGAUGUAUGUUGUUGGUGCGGUUCUCCCCGUAUUCUGCUCUUGA
This is a messenger RNA of Didymosphaeria variabile, 813 nucleotides long. RefSeq lists its product as uncharacterized. The coding region runs from base 1 to 813 and encodes 270 amino acids. The record is from RefSeq and is a predicted model, not a curated record. The transcript has a single exon. NCBI's taxonomy places the organism in Eukaryota, Fungi, Ascomycota, Dothideomycetes, Pleosporales, Didymosphaeriaceae.